AUGGGUAGUUUAGAUAGAGGUGUACUUACCGGAUUUAUUUGCAGAUUGUGCUCAGAAAUGCACCGUGUUGUUAUCCAUAUCUAUGGUGAAGAGGGUAUACGUUUAUGUAUAUCUGAGAAAAUCAAUAGAUAUCUUUCGAUAAACGUUUCUCGUUCAGAUCCUCUUCCUAAAACCAUUUGUAAAAAUUGCUUAGAGAGACUGGAGAAUCAACAUCGAUUAGUGAUGAGAAUUGAACAAGCUGCAAAUUUGCUGAAGGGUCAAAGGCGAGCUAGAUUCAACAAUAAUUACCAAUUAACCAGUUAA
Diatraea saccharalis (sugarcane borer) is the source of this 303-nucleotide messenger RNA. Lineage: Eukaryota; Metazoa; Arthropoda; Insecta; Lepidoptera; Crambidae. The record is from the annotation of a GenBank genome assembly.